GGAAGGUCUCUGGAGCCGUUUCUGGGACCGGCUCAUUUCGAGUGGAAGAAAGAGGGCACCAUGUACCACCUGCAUAGGGGCUUUGUUUACCCACUGGGCCCCAUUGCCUGCCCGUCACUGGUCCACGCCACGCAGCUUCUACCACACGCAUCAGAGCCUCUACACUUGCUGGCUGGGCCCACGCCUCAGGUGUCACCUUUCGGCCACGUCACCGCGACUGAUCGCUUGGCAGAGGUUUUGCUGGAACACCAUUACGGGCUGCCCCAGAAACAGAGGAGGAACCGAACGGCGUUCACCGAGCAGCAGCUGGAAGCUCUGGAGAGCACCUUUGAACGAACCCACUACCCAGACGUGGGCACCAGGGAACACCUGGCUGUGUGUGCCAACCUUCCAGAGGCCCGGAUCCAGGUGUGGUUCAAAAACCGGCGUGCGAAAUUCCGCAAGGGCCAGCUCGGGCCGCUGAAGAAACCCUGCAGAUCUGAAGCCACCAGGAGAGGCGGAGAAGGUGACAAUGCAAGAGAAAAGUUCCCUUUGGGGGCCGCCGGCAUCGGACCUGCAUCAAAGAGCACAGCACUGCCAAGGGAAUGGUGGGUCAUGACGGUGGCAAAGAGGGGCACGGAAAACCCCACAUGGUGUGUCUCGGGAUGUGCUUCCGGAGUGCCUGAGAUUUGCCCCCUUGAAGUCAUGUGGCCACAAAGAGAAAGCGACAGGCUAGAACUGGCACUUGGUUGUAGCCCAACGGUAUGGUGAGCAGACGUCCCGCUUUUGGCGGGACAGUCCCGCCUUAAAACAAUUUGUCCCGCAUCCCGCGGUUUUUUUUGAACCGUCCCGAUUUUUG
Molecule: messenger RNA, 838 nt
Organism: Sphaerodactylus townsendi
Lineage: Eukaryota; Metazoa; Chordata; Lepidosauria; Squamata; Sphaerodactylidae
Product: paired mesoderm homeobox protein 2-like
Exons: 4
Coding region: 61-750 (229 amino acids)
Biological process (GO): regulation of transcription by RNA polymerase II
Molecular function (GO): RNA polymerase II transcription regulatory region sequence-specific DNA binding; DNA-binding transcription factor activity, RNA polymerase II-specific
Source: RefSeq, a predicted model, not a curated record